Anisakis simplex (herring worm) is the source of this 192-nucleotide messenger RNA. Lineage: Eukaryota; Metazoa; Nematoda; Chromadorea; Rhabditida; Anisakidae. The record is from the annotation of a GenBank genome assembly.
GUAUCUGUCUUGAAUCUAUUCUCCGCACAAUUCCGCUUCUUGAUUCUCAUUGACUUGGCCAAUCCAAUGCUCUACAAUUCCGAGAUCGGUUCGAUUCUGACGUAUUUGGAGUUGUCGAACACGCAAGUUUUCGAACACGUUCUCCUCGCAGUAUUAGCAUGCAAUGAACAGUAUGCAUCACAAUUGAAUUGA